AUGCGAGCACCCGAGUGGAUGAGCAAUGAGAUGGCACGUUUAACAUCGAAACUGGAGCGCUAUAAGCCAAUGGGCAGUGGCUACAAUCGCAUACAGUCCAUACGUCUAUCCAAGAGCGUUACACAGAUGCUCAACAAUCCUCUGCCCAAAGCCGCCACCAACAGCACAGUCAAUGCAAUACGUGAGGAGGAGAGCUCCUUUACGACCCCUCGACGGCGCGGCGUGCUAAGUCGCAGCGAGUCCCAGUGGGAGGAGGUGUAUCCAGCGGUCAAAUUUAGUCGCCAGCAGAGCAACGAGAGCGCCAACAGCCUGGACAGCAGAGACAUCAAAUUCACGCACUAUCGCAAUUGCUCAACGCGCAUCACCUGAAUCCAGUCUACUAUCCCAUCCGAGGAUUUCAUGUUAUUUACAUAUUUACAUUUUUGUUAAUGAAAAUAAAUUAAGGUA
Drosophila novamexicana is the source of this 447-nucleotide messenger RNA. RefSeq lists its product as uncharacterized. The record is from RefSeq and is a predicted model, not a curated record. The transcript has a single exon. Bases 1 to 369 code for a protein of 122 amino acids. NCBI's taxonomy places the organism in Eukaryota, Metazoa, Arthropoda, Insecta, Diptera, Drosophilidae.